GGUGAUUCGAAGUAAUUCUUUGAAAAAUUUUUUAACUCUGUUGUUAGUUUAACUCUAUUGUUAGUUUUUGUCUUCUUUCGUUUGUUUCCUUCUUUACUCCAACUUCCUUUUGUAGUAAUUCAAUAUCGUGUAGUCUUGGAAACAAGUAGAAUAUAAUUUACGUCCUCGGUUGUCUAUUAAUUUGAUUGUUGAGAGGAGGUUCUUUAUCAGUUUCUAGUCAAAACAAGUAGGUGUAGGAGUAGGACAAUAUCGACAGCAAUCCCCGUUUUUCCCAAAGCUAUGACGGAAUCGCAGUCGUCAAGUGGUCCUUGUGCGCAAGGCGAGAGUUAUCUUGCUACAGCUGCUACGAUGCCAAGUGAAGGAACAUGGAAAAGGGAGAGGGUGCGCACGCAAACCUUAAUAGAGGACAGCAAAGCAAGCUCACUCCUGGGACUAAUACAUGAAACAUUCGUUAGAGCUGUCCUUCGGAGAAACAGGAUAGGGAGACUACUAGCGCUGUGCCCAUUGCUGCUUUCUGUUAUGUUGAGGGUUUCAAGAAAAAAUGUAAAUUUUUACUCUUCCGUUUACUUGACCAGCUUGAAACGGCUAAAUUUUUGCUCACAUUUUCUUUCACGCGAACGAAUACUACUUACUAAAAUCAACGGCUUUUUCCAAUCCUUUUCGAAAGUACAAACUUUUAGUUAUCCCUUUCUCAAGAACAUGACGUUUGCUUUUCCGAGCGAUUAUCUGCUCUAAUCGUAUCCACUGCCUCGCUUCGUGGAUCCUUGGUGUGAGCGCAAUUUCUGAUCUGCGCCCUGACGACUACAGCCAGAAUGGGGUAACCCUGCUCACGGCAGAUAACUUUGAUUAAGGCACACGACAAUUCAUAUUCAUGUAAAUGUAUUACAAAGUAUUUAUUACCUCAGAGGUUUUCUUCUGGGAUUGAUUCUUAGGUGGGUACUUAUGCCCGUAAAUAGAGAUGAAGAUUGGGCUCUAAUUUGCAGACUUCAUAACCAGUCACAAAUAUGUUUUGGUGCAGUUUUAUGCGCCAUGGUGUGGGCAUUGCAAGCAGUUUCGAACCGAAUACAUCAAGGCAGCUCAGAAACUUCAGGAACGGGGUAUUUGAUACUGGCUUCUAAGCAUACUCAGUCACUGGUGUGCAUGUUACAGGUACAUCUCAAUGUAAAAUCUAGAUCCACUGAAAGGCUGUACGCGGAAGAUUUAAUGAGGAAAGAAAGCACACCGCCUACUACUUACCUACCCGCCACCCACCCGCCUACCAACACCAUCAAAUCAGAUCCUCCGAUCCCUUUUGGAGUUGUCGAUGCUACGGUGGAUACGAAAUUGGCGGAGCUCUAUGGCGUCCGCGGGUAUCCGACACUAAAAUUCUUCGUAUCGGGAAAAGUUACGGCGGUUUUUCCUGUACUUAUAUUCUUCUACCCUGUGAGCGUUCUUCUACCCUUACAAGACAGCUUGUUCUACCCCUGAUAAUACAUGCAAGGCAGGAAAAGAACACGCACAAGUCCAGGGGUAGAUGCUUCAUCUUCCCAAGAUGGCAAAAUAGGAGAUUAUACAGACGACACAGACAACAUGGAAGAUAACCUAGUUCUUCUAAUAGAAACAUGGAGUAUGCUGGAGGGCGCAUGUGGGACAAUAUAGUGGCAUGGGUGGACAAAAAAUCAGGACCAAUCUUGGUACACUUGAAAACUGCAGAAGAAGUCAACGUUUUCUUUGACGCCAAAGCAAAAGAUGCGACUCCAAGUGGUAUGAAUAAAUAUGUUAUUGUUCGUUGAUACAAAUGUAAAAGAUGCGACGCCAAGUCGUGGUAUCAAUGAAUUAUAUGUUGAAACGUUUUUAAUCUCUCCAUUCCUGAACAUGAGGAGAAAUGCAAUAAAGGAGGACAAAUAUAGUUAGAAACAUUGCAAAAUUGACUGGGUAUAUCAUCAUAUCAAAGUAAAAACGUUGUCGAAGCAAGUUCUCUAACGUAAACGUUUUUGAUUUCAUUACCCUACCACGACUUGCAGGUAGUUCCGCUGCUAUUGGGGGUGGUAUUGUGGUCGCGUUUUGCGACGAUCCGGAGAAGAUUGAGACGCUAGAAGAUGUUGGCGUAACCUUUGACGACAUCUUUUUUGGACUGGCGCCGAACUCUUUACUGCGGCAAGUAGUAGACGACGCAACUAUCGCACGCGGACAGGCUGUUGUGGACGCGGAAAGCAGCGUGAAGAACUUACCAAGUGUCAAGCUAUGGUGUGAUACAACUUGUUCCUUGAUAUAAUUCGAUGAUUCUUCUAUAACACCAUCAUUUACGCAGAUCAUAGACCUAAAAACAUAUACAUCUGAUAAUGGUUGAACCAACUACUGGCCCAACCAAACCCAAACCCCGCGCCUCACUUUCUAAUGCAAAUCACGGAUGGCGACGUCGUCUAUAUGCGGUACCCCUUCGAUGAGGGUGCGGCAGUCGCGCCUAUUGUGACUCCGGAUGCUAUCUCGAUUAAAGGGCAAGAAGAGUACUGGGAGAGGGUCGGGGACGACAUCAGAUUCUUUUAUGGUCAGCUUUUCUCCAUCUUUCUUCUCGGAAUGUGUGUGGUAUCCUUUUCUUUUUCCAUAGAAGGAUACAAGGGAAAAGGUGCCAUCCCUCUGGUAUCCUUUUCUUCCCAUAGUACAUAGAAUAAAACAAGGGAAAAGUAGGUGCCAACAUGGAAGUAGAUCAGACACGCAGACACUGAGAUAUAGUCCUCAUAAAGUUAACUCUAAUUCUUUAUUGCGGUCUACAGUAUGCCAAACGUCAACGUAUUUACCGGAGAAAACGCAGCGUUGCUAUUCAAUGACCCAAGACCCAUGCUCGUCUAUUUCCGAGACGAAGGACGAGGUAUAUUUCUCAUUUGUUGCUAUUUUUGAGGAGUUUCUUUGAGUUGUUUGCUGGGAAGAAGAUAAAACUACUGGUGAAAGUCAAAGUUAAAUUGUGUAGCACAACCACGUGUUCGAAUACUUAAUAAGUAAGUGCUAUUAACCUAACAUUGCCUGUAUUUCUCGGCUCUUAUCUCUUGCUCACCAGGUGCGCUCGCCUCAGAGUCCCACAAAGACGGCAUUGUAACGCAACAGCAGUUGAUCGAAGACAGUCUGCACCAACUGGCGGUGAAAUACAAACAAGACUUUGUCGUCGUCCUGGCUGGAGCUGAACAGGUAUAUUCUUUCCACUCUGAGUGAUGAAGAUCAUCCUGUUGGCACAGAAUUUAAACUCAUGAUUUCAAUUUUUCUGCUCUAAGUCCGAGCUAUCUACAUCUACUACGUACUACUCUCAACUACGUACAACUACUCUCAUAGUAAACGCGGCAUGAGAGGAAGUUUUCACCAUUUUUUUGAAUACUUAUAUCCUCAGAUCUCCACAUCACCCUCACCCAAAAAAUCGCAUAUACCUCAAACAGCCGAUGGACAUGCGAUUGAUGGACUACGUAAGCGUAGAUUACGAGGACCUGCCAUGCAUUCGCAUCGUGAAGGACCCUACAGAUGGCAUGGUCAAGUACAAAUUGCCAAUCCAGUUACCGGAUACUGAAUCUUACGAGAUGUUGUUGUAGUUUGUUUUGAAAUGAGUAUAACGAUAAUUUAGUGCAACAUCUUUCAGAUUGGUUGCCAGCUGCAUCCUUGAAAACAAAAUUUUGCUUGUUGUAUUUCCUCUGCACAGAUGUGGUGAGCAGACUGAGACAAGCACUGAGAGUGUCGUUUCUGGAAAUCUAUGUAGUUAGGGAAAGAUUACUACUAGGAUGAAUUACCUUUAUCACCCACCACAAGGCAGAAAAUUCGAGUACUCCUCUAAGAAUCAGAGGACAGUGAUUUGAACUACCUGAAUAACGCUCUAGCCGUGACACCGUCAAAGAUCGAGGACUUCUGCGAGGACUUCCUGGACGCCCGUGCUGCACCGCAUCUGAAGAGCCAACACGCGCCGAGCCAGAACACACGGGAUCAAGGUCAAGUCUUUACCCUUGUCGGCGAAGAGUUCCUGGACACUCUCAAGAGCUCCGACGUAUUGGUCAAAUUUUACCUAUGGAGAAGAGAGCUUGAGCUUGUUCACUAUUGUUUGAUAGAUAGUCUAUUAUAGUGAGUUAGUUCUUCAAAACUAAAAGCGUAUGCGUACCACAAGAGGCUACUCAACAUCUUGUUGAACUUCUUCGAAUCUGCUCACUCCACAAUUUAUAACGACUAACUAAGUAGCUCUCGCUUGUCUUUCUAACCUCUGCUCCUUGGUGCGGCCACUGUAAAAAGCUGGAGCCUCUGUACCGCGAUUUGGCGGCCAAGUACAACGUACCGGAUUCCACGGUUCUGAUCGCGAAAUUCGACGCGACGGCCAAUGACCUCCCGCUGGAGGUAGAGGAAGUGAUCCAGGGCUACCCAACGCUGAAGCUGUAUCGCCGGAACGACCCAGAAUACCACAGUGUGCACUACGUCGGCGAUCGCAACUUGGAUACGAUGAUUCAGUUAUGACUUCUCUAGAACCAAGGUGGUUUACUUGUUUAACGACUUUCAUGGUGUACUAAACUGAAGCUUUUUUUCCCAACAACCUUUAGCCACCUUUUGGUACAACAUGAUAAGCCGACGUUCUAUGGAUUCCAUUAGACUCUUGCAAUUGAUGGCUUUUUUAAAUCGCCCUCUAUCGCAAUAGACUUUUUUAUCACUACUUCACAUUCUUCAUCUUGUGAUAGCUCUAAUCUCUUUCGUCGAGCAGUACCGAUCGAAGGACACGGAUAGCCCCUCAGAAGACGCAGCUGCGCAAGAGGCGACCAAGGACGAGUUGUAAACUCGGAUGUUAUAAUUACAUGUACUUAGUUCUUCUGGAUCAGCACAUUGAAAGGAAUAAUUUUCCCACAAUGUACGUACCUGUAUCUAUGUAUACGGUCUAUUUGUUUGAUGUGUCACCUACCCAACUAAAAAGGUAUCUAUUUGAUUUGAAGAUUGAUUCGCUUUUACUGUUGUAGUAAUGAGGAAAGCUAAAGCAGUAAGUCCCACAACGACGCCCGCGCCACACAUAAUGAGAAAUCCAAUGGAAUAUCGACAGUCCCUGUCGAACUAAUAAAGCACUACAACCCAAACGCUGACGAGAAGCUAGAUGUUGAUGAAACCCUGAGCGACACCGUAAUCACUUCUUUUGACGACAGAGUCCUUACGACGAC
Molecule: messenger RNA, 5144 nt
Organism: Amoebophrya sp. A25
Lineage: Eukaryota; Dinophyceae; Syndiniales; Amoebophryaceae
Source: the annotation of a GenBank genome assembly